AUGAGGAAGCAGAAAAUCUAUCCAGAAUCGAAGCAGGCUGUAGCUGCAAACAUAAAUAACAUUCGAAGCGCUGCUGUACAAGUAGCAGCUCCUUCGACUACCUCCACAUCUUCAACUCCUUCUGUAUCUAUUUGUCAACCGUCGUCAUCAAGUUCCAGUCGUAGCAGUUGCGAUGCCAAAGAAUUUAGUAAUGUGUACAAAGAUUUGUUUUUAUGUGUCAAAUCAUUUGCCUUAGUGGAAGAUGCUAUUGGUUCUUAUAAUUGGAGCAAUGCUAAGAAAAUUCUUGAACUUGCACCUCCCUGGAUGGCGGAUCUACCCAUAGCGCUGCAUAUGCGGGCGCGGAUAGCGUUUGAGCUAACAGAGUAUGCUUGCGCUAGAGAUAUUCUGCAAAAACUGCGAAAGAUGUAUCCCCAACGAGUGGAGGGAAUGGAGUUGCUUUCGACCGCUUUAUGGCAUUUGCAAGAUGCUCAUGAGUUGUCAUCACUGGCUCAACAAUUGACGCUUGAAGCACGUUCUAGGCCACAGACUUGGUGUGUGGCAGGGAACUGUUUUUCGCUACAAAGACAGCAUGCAAAAGCUGUUGAUUGCAUGGAACGUGCCAUUCAGCUGGAUCGCUACUUUGCUUAUGCUUACACAUUAUUAGGUCAUGAGCUGAUUUUCCAGGAGGAGUACGAUCGCGCUGCGAAUGCGUUUAGGUACUUCCAAUUGUAUAAGCUUUAUCGUAAUAAGCUUGAAGUCAGUGUUCAGGAGGGCUUUGGAAAUUUCACCGAAAGACUACCGUGCUUGGCAUGGUCUUGGUCUAGUUCACUUGCGUAAGG
Molecule: messenger RNA, 818 nt
Organism: Cylicostephanus goldi
Lineage: Eukaryota; Metazoa; Nematoda; Chromadorea; Rhabditida; Strongylidae
Source: the annotation of a GenBank genome assembly